Molecule: messenger RNA, 744 nt
Organism: Orycteropus afer afer
Lineage: Eukaryota; Metazoa; Chordata; Mammalia; Tubulidentata; Orycteropodidae
Gene: CENPH
Product: centromere protein H
Exons: 9
Coding region: 1-744 (247 amino acids)
Biological process (GO): kinetochore assembly; mitotic spindle organization; chromosome segregation
Cellular component (GO): kinetochore; nucleus
Molecular function (GO): kinetochore binding
Source: RefSeq, a predicted model, not a curated record
AUGGAGAAGCAGCCAGAGGAGACAGCUGCGGCCGAGAUCGCGGACUCGGGAGGAGAAGCCGAGGCAGGCGGGCAGCCACAGGCCGCCGGCGCCCAGGAAUCAAGCACAGAAGACCGCAUGACCCUGCUGCUCAGGCUGAGAGCACAGACAAAACAACAACUCUUUGAAUAUAAAUCAAUGGUUGAUGCAAAUGAAGAUAAAACUCCAGAACAAAUCAUGCAAGAGCAGCAGAUUGAAGCUGAAAUUGAAGGCCUGGAAAAUGAAAUUGAAGAGGCAAAAAUUGCUUUUGAAAUGAAAAACCUUGCAUUAGACAGUAUACAACUUUCAGCUGCACUUAAAGAUAACCUGGAGAAAGUUAACACCACCACUAGUUUGCUCACAGAUAGCAUGAAACGUGUAUUAGAGCUAAAUAAGUUAAUAAUGACAUUACAGCAGGAAUCUUGGGACUUGGAAGAAAAACUGCUUGAUGUUAGAAAGAAGAGAUUGCAAUUAAAACAAGCUUCAGAAAGUAAGCUUUUAGAAAUACAGGCUGAAAAGAACAAACAGAAAGAUGAUUUGGAUAGUAUGGAAAAUUCAGACAAGAUAAAGGCCAUACGACAAAAUCUACAGGAGGAGAUACAAAUUGCUACAGUUAUUCAACAUGUGUUUCAGAACAUCAUUUUGGGGAGUAAAGCCAAUUGGGCAGAGGAUCCUGCCUUAAAGGAAACUGUGCUACAGCUUGAGAAGAAUCUCAACAUGAUCUAA